This is a messenger RNA of Python bivittatus (Burmese python), 2878 nucleotides long. NCBI's taxonomy places the organism in Eukaryota, Metazoa, Chordata, Lepidosauria, Squamata, Pythonidae. The record is from RefSeq and is a predicted model, not a curated record.
AUGGCAGAGAAGGUGGAGAGGAAUGCUGUUUUGCCCAGCUUGAAAAAGCUUGGGGUGUACCGAGCUUUUGACUGCAGAACUAGAGGACAAUUCAAUGCAUUUUCUUACCACUUCCGAGGAAGGCGCUCUCUUGAUUAUAGUUUUCAGGAAGAUAAGCCUUCAAAGCACCUGAAAAUACCAAGAGCAUCAAGUUUUACAAGAGGGAAUGCAUUCUUUAACAGCACCAUUUCAUCCUUUGAUGAGCACAAGAAAGCCCCCAUAAUGAAUGAUUUCAAAGAAUUUGUUGGAGAUAUGCAAAAAACAAUUACAGACCUCAGAAAACAGAUAAAGAAACUUGAGUCACGGCUCAGUAGAACUGAAUGCACUGACGAAAAUGGCAAAUCUUACUCCAGUAAUGACACUUGGAAAAAAGACCCCUGCACUACAUGUGAAUGCAAGGUUGGUCAGGUAACCUGUUACGUGGAGUCGUGUCCACCGCAUGAUUGUGCUACACCUGUGAAGCUCAAGGGCGUUUGCUGUCCUGUCUGCUUAAAACAAACUGUUAGCAAGGGAAAUGCACCCUAAGUCUGCUUUUCAGUUGUCACAUAUCAAGUCAUAUUGAUAUCUGCUGAUGGCAAAUACAGGUAACAGUAGGCUUUAAACCACAAUAGAGAAUCAAGAUGUAAAAGGAGGAUAGCAUUCAGAUGAUGGGGUAACAGUGUAAGAAAAUAUAUUUUACUUCCUUACCCAGUGAAAAACCACAAGGUGAAAAGUAUUGAAAGGGAAUACACAGUGUUGGUCAAGAUAAUUUUAUGUUGAAACUUCUCAGGUUCAAGAAACUAAAAACUGGUGCUAUUUUUUUUUAAAAAAAGCAUUUGUUUAGUGAUUUUAGGCUCCCAGGUUAAUUUUUAUUUCUUUGUACACUGGUAGGAAGUCAGGUGCCAUUGGAGGAAACAAGGUCCACAUAACAUAAAGCCUGGGUUUACUUAUUGUAUAAUGUGGUUCUGUAAACAGUGGCUUAGUGCAAGGUGUACUUACAGCCAUUAUAGCUUAAUCAAUGCACCAUGGUAAAAUCAUGGCUUAGUGCAAUAUAUGAACACAGACAUUGCCUGGAUUCAUAUAUCAUUCCAAUCAUACUUGACCAUGUCUUACUGAAUAAACCAUAAUUGGCUGGGUUCAGACAAUGUUAGGUCUGCCAUGUUUGGUCUACAAAAACUCUGGAAUACCACUAGGUGGCAGCAAAGGAUGUAUGGAAAACUAAUGUCUGGACUUUUGGACUCCAGAUCUGUGGCACUAAACAAUAUACUAAGCUAUAAACAAGGUUUUAAAGACCCCAAUGGCUCGUUUCACACAAUUCAAUAACCAAAACUAAACAAAGCAAAGCAAAUGUUUUAGUAUGAUGCAACCACUAACUCAGUAUCUUUCUGAAAAAUACUAAUAUUUGACUAGCUUCUGAGACUAGUACUGACUUAGAAAGCUAAUCAUGCCAGAAUGUCACUACCACAGUAAUGCAACCAUACUUUAUCUUGCAGUAUUAAUUCUAAUCAAGGGCGAGAAUGAAAAAACUUAAUUUGGGCAUCUGUUUUUCACACUCCUCUAGUGUUAAAUCUUUCCCUAUCCAGUGCCUGCAACUUCUGGUGUAAUACAAUGUUUCCCAAGCUUGCAAAUUUCCAUAUUUAUGGACUUCAGUGCCCGGAAUUCUUCAGUCAGCUUACCAUUUGCUGAACAUUCCUGGAGUUGAGGUCCAGACCUAUGGAAAACCCUGAUAAAAUACUCAUAAGUUUGUUUUACCUCAAACUUCUAACUCCCCACCAUGCCUUACUAGAGGAAUGGAUGUGAUGUAAGCAUAAUUGUAAUUUAAUUCACAAACCUAUGUACGCAUGAGAAAAAAAGACACUGUUGGAAAAUAGGAUUCAUACCACAUUCUCACACUGUUAGCCUUUUGAAAAUAUGUAUUUCUUGGUUUAAAGGGCAAUUGCUCAGCUGCUUUACAUUUUUCACCUUUGUUACUGAUCUCCCUGCUUUUUGUGAUUUCCGUCUCAAUUGAGAUGUUUAGGUUGUCCAUACUUCCAUUUCCUAUCUAAUGAAGUCAUGUUUCUUAUGUAUAACACUGCAAACUUGCUGAAAUGGUCCAAGAAAACUGUGCCACAUCAGAGCUUAAUUUAAAGAUGAAGUAAUCCUAGAAUUCAAGUCUGCUGGGAACCCUAAUUCCUAUGGUGUGGAUAUUUUCUAUAUUCAUUCAGUGAUAAUAUUUGACCCUGCCCAGGGCCAUUAUUAUCUGAUUUCCACCAUAUCUUCCACGGUUGAGCCUUGCUAGUGAAAAAGGAUAUGAGGAUCGAUCCUUGGUGACUCCUGUCAUAAAUUAAUUCUGGCUCUCAUAAAUAUUUAGCACCUGCUGUUUUAGACAUCCAUUUUUCAUUAUUCACUUAUUAACAAGCAUAUAUGCACUCAUAUUUUCCUAUUUUAUGUCUUAGUAAUACCAAAUGCCAAAUAAUCCAUGUUUGUGCUGAGAAACCAUUAUGAAAGAUUCCUUUAUCACAAUUAAACUGUGAUAUAAACCAUAUGUACAGAAUGGUGGCUGAGGGGGUAAGAGGCUUUAUACCUUUCUGGAAAAUAUGUAGUAAUAGAGAAAUUAAUCAAACAGUUACUAAAACAAUAGAUGAGUUAUAAACCUUCUGAGGAAUAUUAUGUUUGCAUAUGCCACAAUAAUUUUUGAAAUUUAUUAUCUGUUCUAGUACCCUUCUGACAUGUAAUAUAUUUUAACUGCUGAGUGCAGACAUGUUCACUACUUGCAUUUUGACCUUCCAGAUUCUGUUUUUCCUAAUAGAUUAGGGCUACCAGAUCAACAUUUCUUUGCUGCCAUCUAGUGGUUGUCUGGAGUUUGGCAUCCCAGAUCUGG